AUGCGUGGCAUUGUGAAGAAAACAUUCACCCCCGGAAAGGGAGAAUGGAAACUGGCGUAUGACUUCUUUUGUCCCACGUCAACUGGCACCAUUCCUCCAUUGGUCUUACUGCAUGGGCUGCUGGGAAACCGCAAACAGAACCGUCAUGUUGCAGGAAUUCUUGCACACAAUCUGCAGACACCUGUCCUUGUUCCCGAUCUAACUAACCACGGAGAUUCUUUUCACCGUAGUGCCCACAGUAAUGAGCUCAUGUCUGAAGAUAUAUCCAAUUUGCUAAAAACUCCGGCGAUCAACCCGCAGUAUUCUCGUGGCUACGUUAUGAUCGGACAUUCAAUGGGAGGGAAGGCAGCGAUGUUUCACGCACUCAAUCACCCUAACGAUGUGUUGGGGGUCGCUUCAGUUGACAAUGUGCCAUAUAAGAAUCCCAGGGCGGCAGACUCAGAGUUUGCUCGGUUUGAUCGAUUUUUCAGCUAUGUGAAACAAUUUUUAACCAAUUCUACGUUUUCGAGCUUAGCAGAGGUGGACCAGAAAUUAAAGGAUAUUGAACCAGAUAAACGUUUCAGACAGCUUCUUGCUAGCAACUUUAAAAGAAACAAGGUCUCGAAAGCCAUUGAAUGCAAAGUUCCAGUCGACGUUUUACAGCAAUCAUUGGAGACCCUAAAGAUACUAGAAGUCGAUGGCUCUCUUAAAUAUAACGGACCCUUACUCAUUAUCAGAGCUUUGAAGAGUCCUUUUGUUGGCGAAAUAGACCAUGAAAAGGUCUCCGAUCACUUUCCAAAUUAUUCCACGAGUGAUAUCAACACCGGUCAUUGGGUGAUUACGGAAGAUUGUCCCGGAUUCGUAACGAUAAUUGAUGAAUGGAUCAAAAAUCAAAAAUUCGGAAAUCAUCAGCAGUAA
Messenger RNA from Ogataea haglerorum, 897 nucleotides. RefSeq lists its product as uncharacterized. NCBI's taxonomy places the organism in Eukaryota, Fungi, Ascomycota, Pichiomycetes, Pichiales, Pichiaceae. The transcript has a single exon. The record is from RefSeq and is a predicted model, not a curated record. Bases 1 to 897 code for a protein of 298 amino acids.